CUGUUCAACCCCGCGGCGCACCUGAAAUUAUUUUGGCUUCGUCGGUAUAAAUUCAACGCUGAAGAAAUCAUCAUAGUGGCGUCCAGCCUGUUCUUAUAAACCCCAUCUGCUACGCCUGUUUCUUCUCAGCAGCUUCUUUGUUGCAGUGUCUGAGUCGCGUUGGUUGUUUCUGCUUUGCUGUGGUGCUUUUAACUGGUACUUCGCCUCCCCUCUGCUCAUUGUUCCUGUUCGCGUGCGCUGACUUCUCGCCCUCUUCAACAAAGAACUGCAUCCGAAAUGGCCUACCGCCCCGCCUUCCGCGCCUUCUCGCGAUCCCUCUCCUUCUUCCGACAACUCCCCUCCUCCUCAUACUUCUCCUACUCCACCGCCGCGGCCGCCGAACUCCCCCUCGCGGCCUCCUCCCCAAUCCAAAUCCUGCGCACAAAAGCCGAGGUCCGACACUGGCGCGCAGCGCAGACGCUGGCCGGCAACUCCGUCGGCUUCGUGCCGACAAUGGGCGCGUUGCACGAAGGCCACUUAUCGCUUGUGCGGUCGAGUCUGCGGAUGAACGACAAGACGCUCGUCUCGAUCUUUGUCAACCCGUCGCAGUUCGCGCCGACCGAGGACCUGGCGUCGUAUCCGCGGGAUUUUGACCGCGACGUCGCGCUGCUGUCGGAGCUAGAGUACACGCCUGCGGAGACGCCGAAGCGGAUAGCCGCGCCGGAGGCGAACGUGGACGAGAGCGUGCUGCGGACGACGACGAAAGUGGACGCGGUGUUUGCACCGAGCGUCGAGGAAAUGUAUCCGUCCGGGAUCCCGCUUGCCGUGUCUGAGCAAACAGGCGCGUUCGUGACGGUCGAAGGACUCUCGUCCCAACUCGAGGGCGCGAUCCGGCCGCAGUUUUUCCGCGGCGUGGCGACGGUGGUUACAAAGUUUUUGAAUAUCGUGCAGCCGGACCGCGUGUAUUUCGGGCAAAAGGACGUGCAGCAGACUGUUGUCGUCAAGCGCAUGGUCUCGGAUCUGUGCUAUGGAUGCGCGGUGGUUGUUGUGCCUACUUCGCGCGCGGACAACGGGCUCGCGCUGAGUUCGCGGAACGCGUACCUGACCGAUCAAGUUCGCGAGGACGCGGGCGCAAUUUUCAAAGGUCUGCAGCGAGCAGUCGACGUCUACCGCACCGAGACCGACGCGGGGAAGAUAAUUGCGGCGGUGGUGGAGACGGUGGCGGAGAAGAUCCCGGUGGAGGAGAUUGAGUACGUGUGCAUCAACGAUCUCGAGACGCUCGAGGAGCUCGAGCGGGUGCAUCCGCUCAAGGGGGCGAUUCUGAGUCUGGCGGUGCGCGUGCCGAAUUCGUUUGGGGGGAAGACAAGGUUGAUUGACAAUGUCAUUUUGUAAAAUUGUCUUGAAGUUGCUGCAUUUAUGGGUAUGAUACAGAAAAGGGGAACAGUCUAUAAUACAACAAUACAUAUCUAUACA
Myxozyma melibiosi is the source of this 1452-nucleotide messenger RNA. RefSeq names its product pantothenate synthase. Gene Ontology annotation, molecular function: pantoate-beta-alanine ligase activity. The coding region runs from base 277 to 1371 and encodes 364 amino acids. The record is from RefSeq and is a predicted model, not a curated record. Gene Ontology annotation, biological process: pantothenate biosynthetic process. Lineage: Eukaryota; Fungi; Ascomycota; Lipomycetes; Lipomycetales; Lipomycetaceae. The transcript has a single exon.